UUGCGCAGCGACGCGUCGUUCCGCUAAUCGGCGCGCGACGAUUAGCGAUUCGUUUCUGCCUUUAUGGUGACAUCUGAUUAAAAAGCGGAGCGGGAUCUGGGUUGUUGAGAGGAUGGAGUACAUGGAGGAUAAGUUUGCCUUGAAAAAUCAAGCGAUGAAGGCCAGCGAGUACUACAUGGACCAGGUCAUGGAGAGCCUGGACAGCGCGCAGUACUUCACCAAGUCCUCCCCGAAGUGCGUGCAGGCCUUCGGGCUUCAGAGCGGCGAACAUCGCUCCUCGCCCUGCGGAGACCAAAACGCCAGUUACGUUGUGCCAAAAACAGACGACGACACUUUGCACUCGGACCUCGGGAGGUCGAUGGACAGUUGUUGCACUCUGCGGGCCUCCCCGGUGACGACCGGGCAGGAGAAAACAGAUCUGGACGACAUGGGGGACAAAUGCGACAGCAACGUGUCCAGCAGCAAGAAGAGGAGACACCGGACAACCUUCACUAGCGCGCAGCUGGAGGAGCUGGAGAAAGUGUUUCAGAAAACUCACUAUCCAGAUGUUUAUGUGAGGGAACAGCUGGCCAUGAGGACGGAAUUAACAGAGGCCAGAGUGCAGGUGUGGUUUCAGAACAGAAGAGCAAAGUGGAGGAAAAGAGAGCGCUACGGGCAGAUCCAACAAGCCAAAACUCACUUUGCAGCCACCUACGAUUUAUCAGUGUUGCCGAGGACCGACAGCUACACACAGAUCUCCAACAACCUGUGGCCGAGUCCGGCUUCUGGUGGCUCUGUGGUCUCCUCCUGCAUGCUGCCCCGAGGCUCCCCGCCCUGCGUCACUUCCUACUCGCACUCCCCCCGCUCGGCCGCUGGUGCAGCUGACCACGGCUACGUGGGCUUUCCUAAUCAGCAGAACCAGUUCGGGCACGUCUCCCUCAACAAUUUCUUCAGCGCAGACUCUCUCCUCACGCCGGCCGCCAACGGUCACCACGCCUUCGAGACCAAGCCCGAGUUUGAGAGGCGCUCGUCCAGCAUCGCCGUGCUGCGCAUGAAAGCCAAGGAGCACACUGCCAACAUCUCCUGGGCCAUGUGAUCAGGGUUCCUGUGCAUGUCUGGAAAGUCUGGAUAAUGUAUGGAAAAAGAAGUUUUUAGAAAAAGUGGGGGUUGCACAGAGAGUCUGAAAUCAUAUUCAGAAAAAAGCUCAGUCACUCACAGUAUAAAUCUGUCAUCUACAGACUAGAUGUCACUUAUUUGUUGUUGGCCAAUUUCACAGUCAUACUGCCCUGCUAUUUAGAUCUGCAUCAUAUAUAACUCAUAACCAAAAUUUUAUCUGCUGAGUCAAGAACAGAGGUGGAAAAUGUGUCAGGGUUUGUGGUUCUCUGCAUAUUCUUAGUCAUUAACCUCAAGCUAGUAACAAAAAACUGAAACAGCCAUAACGUUGUGUGACAGAUGAUCAGCUGUGUUCCUGUUCUGAGGCAGAUCUGCAGAGCGGCAGCCUGGUGUUAUCAUUAAAAUACUGAGACAAUCAAGUUUUGAAAAGUGGAGACAGUCUUCACCUUCAUGUAGCUUAACAGAAGCAAUACGUUCAUAUCACUCAGACCUUCAGGGUUAUGUCCGUUGCAGUGUUUUACAGCCCACAGAUGAUUGUUGUCCUUUCUGGUCGGACCAGGCGGGUGAUGAACCCCUCGAGACCCGCGGACGUGAGAGCUGUGAUGUGAAUAAGCUUUCUUUGUUGUUGUCCUCAGUGCUUCCUCUUUAUCGAGACAGAAAGAAGUGAAAGCAAGAAGUCCCGUUAAUGGGUAAAUGUGGAUCCUGAGGGAGGGGGUCCUAAACCACUACCACAUUUCUAAGCACUGUGAAAAAAAAAGAAAAAAAAAAAAGCUUUCUUUACCUGCGCCUGUCGUCUUCCUCCCUCGUUCCAGCUCAGGACUGAGGACGAGCAGCGGGGAGACGAACUUGACUUGACGUACUAACGUGUCUGUGUGCUUUGCAGCAAAGCUCUGUAAUCUCUGUCGCCUGCCUCUGGACUGUAUCACAGGUACAUGACGCAGGCUGGGGGGGGGCAGAUUUUAAUAUUUGUGUUUGUGUUAUAAAUUUAUCUGGUGAAAGCAUAAUAAAUGAGUGUCACUUGAUUCCAGUGUAACUGAACCUUUUCUUAAAGA
Seriola dumerili (greater amberjack) is the source of this 2144-nucleotide messenger RNA. It is a transcript of the gene alx1, whose product is annotated as ALX homeobox 1. The transcript is spliced from 4 exons. Gene Ontology annotation, biological process: embryonic skeletal system morphogenesis; positive regulation of transcription by RNA polymerase II; negative regulation of DNA-templated transcription. The record is from RefSeq and is a predicted model, not a curated record. The coding region runs from base 113 to 1075 and encodes 320 amino acids. Lineage: Eukaryota; Metazoa; Chordata; Actinopteri; Carangiformes; Carangidae. Gene Ontology annotation, molecular function: DNA-binding transcription activator activity, RNA polymerase II-specific; RNA polymerase II transcription regulatory region sequence-specific DNA binding.